GUAAAUCUUGCUCAAUUCGAAUCAAUAAGAAUGAUCGGAAAAGGCUCUUUUGGCAAAGUCCGAAUGGUCCGUCAUGUCGAACGCAGAGACGAAUGCUAUGCUAUGAAAUGUAUAUCUAAAGAACACUGUAUCAAACUCAAUGCUGUCCGAAACAUUAUUCGAGAACGAACUAUUCUGGAGCAGUUAGCGCACCCUCUUGUGUGUAACAUGCGAUUUGCGUUCCAUGACGCGAGUACGAUGUAUAUGGUUAUGGAUUUGAUGCUUGGUGGAGAUAUGCGCUUUCAUAUAUCGCGACAGCGACAUCCUGAGAAUGUGAUUCGAUUUUGGAUGGCUGAACUCAUAUGUGCUGUCAAGUACUUGCAUUUUCAGGGCUUUGUGCACAGGGAUAUCAAACCAGACAACAUACUUUUGGAUCAAGAAGGCCACAUACAUUUGACCGACUUUAAUAUUGCCUGCUCAAUCCCAAGGAAGCCUCAAUCACUUCUUCGUUCACGGUCUGGGACAAUAGUUUAUUUUGCUCCCGAAGUAUUCAAGGGGCACGGCUACAACGAAGACGUAGACUGGUGGAGUGUGGGGAUCACUUUUUACGAGUGCAUUUAUGGAAAGAGACCAUGGCCAGGCAAUGAAACUGCUGAAGAACUUGCCCAGACCGUACUUAGGGGCACAAUUUGCUAUCCCAGCACCGAAGGGCGAUCUGUGUCACCAAGCUGUGUAUCUGCCAUUCAAGGCUUCUUGGAAUACGAACCUAACAAUAGACUUGGACACGGUACUUCUGGCUGGAAUCGGUUGGUUCAACACCCUUUCUUCCACUCUGUCAAUUGGAAUGCCAUUGACACCAAACAGACCACACCCCCAUUUCGCCCUUCGUCUUCGCAGGGCAAUUUUGAUGCCAUAUAUGAUAUCGAAGAUCUCUUGGUGCAUUCUUCUGGUUCGAUAUCACCGCGUGCGGCUAAUUGGUUCUUCCGGUCAAGUCAACCCUCUGAGUUGGAUGAACGGCGAGUGCGGCUACUCAAGGAAAUUGACGAAAAAUUCAAGCCGUUUGACUACACC
Messenger RNA from Phycomyces blakesleeanus NRRL 1555(-), 1050 nucleotides. RefSeq names its product serine/threonine protein kinase AGC family (gene PPK2). NCBI's taxonomy places the organism in Eukaryota, Fungi, Mucoromycota, Mucoromycetes, Mucorales, Phycomycetaceae. The annotation marks the transcript as partial. The record is from RefSeq and is a predicted model, not a curated record. Gene Ontology annotation, molecular function: protein serine/threonine kinase activity; ATP binding. Gene Ontology annotation, biological process: intracellular signal transduction; peptidyl-serine phosphorylation. The transcript is spliced from 7 exons.